Molecule: messenger RNA, 1476 nt
Organism: Cotesia congregata
Lineage: Eukaryota; Metazoa; Arthropoda; Insecta; Hymenoptera; Braconidae
Source: the annotation of a GenBank genome assembly
AUGGUUUGGGACGAUCGGUUAUCAGUGAAAGAAGUGACGGAAGAGAAAAAGAAAACACCGCGGUUUCCAUCUCGCGAGCGUAAUUUCGCGGUGAGAAGAAAAGGGGCUCGGAAAACUACAACUCGGGAAAAUGGAUUUUCAGUUAGCGAUUUACCGCCUGUGAUGCCUCCGCCACCACCACCGAUGCCGCUGCCGGCGCCAUGGGCAUCUCUGUGUUUUCGUGACAAAGAUGAAAUCUUACGAGACGACACGCUGAACGAGCGAUUGCAACGGCGUCACACGACGCCAGCUCUACCACCGUCUUCUCCGAGUUCAUCCUUAAGGAUGAGCCCCAAAGGACGCUCUGGGGGUCACGAGAUGCCUAAAGUCGAAGUAAGAGUCUCGUGUGUCGCUGGCCCGGGUGGUGAGCCCCAGGGAGUGCGUGUAAGAAUUCCAGAACCGAAGAAACGACCGAUCAGUCCGCCUUCCACGCGCACCAGGUGUCCUUCUGUUCCCGAAAAGGACUUCUACAGGAAAACCGCCUCGCUGGAUCGCCGUGAAAGGUAUCCGACCUUGUCAGGGGCUGAGAUAAAGCAGUACGCGAGUGUUUCUACUGACCUUCCACGUGCUGCUACUGCUUCUGCUAAGAGGAAUCCCAUGUUGGAUCGAAGGAAUCGCUACCCCACGAUUUCGGGCGCAGAGUUGAGGCGCAGUAUGACCAUUGGUCGCUGUCCUUUGGAAGACGGUCUGGACCUUAGCUUGGCUCCUUGGCCGGGGAUGAAGUGGGCCUGCGUUCGGGUCCUACAUCUCUACUGUAAGGUCUUCGAUCAGUAUGAACUCUUCGAGCUGAUCGUUAGGAAAAAUUGUACGAGCUGCAAGUGCCCGAAGGAAGUCCACGAUGUCUGUCAUGAAGAAUGGGUGUCAGUGAGAGCGCGUUUAGGCUUGAAAAGCGAGGGCUCUAACAAUUACAUCGGGUUCGAACCGCGGGAUCGAGGACUGGCUUGGGCACCUCCCGGUCUGCCGCCUCAUAAGGUGGAGGAAUAUUUCUCAAUGUUGCCGGAAAUAUCAGUUCCGCGGCUAGGAACUCCUGGAGAACGUCAUCGAGACCGUCAACUGGCGACUCAAUUACCUAAGCAAGAUCUUGCGCGGACUUAUUGCCGGCACUUGGACCCCAGGCACGCGGCAAGUGCUGACGAUUUUAUGGCCGCAAGAAAUGAAAUAGCUUUGGACAUCGGCAGUGUCCAGGAAGUACUUGAACGUGGACAUGAAUGCGGAGUAUGUCACGAGCCUUUUAAGUAUGGGAGUCUCGCCGUGAUGGCAAGCAAACUUGGACUGCUCUAUCAUCCCUCAUGUUUCCAGUGUGCUCAGUGUCAUGAACUACUCGUUGAUUUAGCCUAUUGCGUUCACGAUGACGCAUUAUACUGCGAAAGACAUUAUGCCGAAAGACUUAAGCCUCGUUGCGCUGCCUGUGAUGAGAAUAAUUAUUUAUUUAAUUAG